Molecule: messenger RNA, 1357 nt
Organism: Verruconis gallopava
Lineage: Eukaryota; Fungi; Ascomycota; Dothideomycetes; Venturiales; Sympoventuriaceae
Exons: 1
Coding region: 605-967 (120 amino acids)
Source: RefSeq, a predicted model, not a curated record
CACCAAUCAUGAGACUCUGCCGGUCGUUCGCACUCGACUUUGGCCAGCUGUUCCAUGUAACGGCCCAAGACUAGACGUGCGAUGGCCCCUGCGUGCAGACUCAGCCUUACACCGCCAGCAUCUUUUGAUCCGCGCCUUUUUUCCCACAGCCGAUGGGUGUGGGCUACAUGGCCCAAAAGCGUUUUAGGCAGCAUCGCCUCCCGACUUCAUCAUGUGGUUGUUGCGUAAAUGAUCCUUUGAAGCACCCAUUGGUACUCUCGAAGAAUUGCCGCAGUUCAAAUAUACGAUGCUUGCUCAUUCGAUACGACUUCUUAACUCCUUUCUGUUCUUAGCAAGCCUACCAUCUUCAUUCUCCUCCCGAUCCUGCGUGAUCAUUACAGAAUAUCUGUGUUUCACGACAUAUUUCCACACCCGUGCGACAGUCCGAUUGCGAACCGCUGAAACAUGACUACCAGUGUCUACUUCACCUACACCUGUCUGCACACCUUGAAGCUUCAGGAUGAGCUUGUGCCAUCAUGGCUUCUCAAGGAUUAUUCCAGCACGGUCGACAUCGAUCCAAACAGUUGGCAAGGUAUCAAUCAUAGUUAUGGGACAAUCGUAGUCGAUGACCUUUGUGCCGUGUGCAAAGAGGAGGCCGCACGCCAACGUCGACGCGAAGCACGCAAGGAACGACGAGAUGGCAGUUGCGGAAACUCAACGACAACAUCGCCAUCGACCGCAUCACAGACGAGCACGGCCUCGGGACAUUGAUGCCUGCAGCCGUCUUCGGGUCCGUGGGUUCCAGCGUACCGAUCUACAAUCGGUCAGGAGAGAAGCGGUGGGAACACAACUUCGUCCUCCCCACCUCUCUCUCCUCCAACCUUCCUCCCGGGACCCAGUGUGCACUGUCUCGGUUACCCGUCAAAAGACCGCUAGCCGACCACAGCGCAGAAUCUUUUGUCCGAUGCGAUUCUUUUCGGAUUUAUGAUCCUUUUGCCACCUGACGUAUAUCCGUUUAAUCGUUCCAAUAUACCCCCAGGAAGCUCAAGCGAUUUUGGUUUUGGGUAUGAUUCACUGCUCAGGUCACGGUUGGAGAUUUUCUCUUUUUUGGGUGGAAAGCUUUUUCGCACGAGUUCAUGUUUUUUUUUAAUAUUUUCUAUUCCUUUUGUUUUCUCUUGCACCAUCAUUGCGGGGAGGCUGCAGUGAUUUCAAAACAUUUCGGGACAUAAGCCAGACCGCGAAUGUAUUGGUGCAGCAACGUGAGAAUCAAACCUGUAAAUGCACAAUUUCCGCUCAAGCAAUCCUGAAAGAAGACGUUCCUGCAUAAGCUCCUGCGCAGAAUGAAUUAUUCUCCGAACUUCUGCACCAUGCACCUUUU